ACGUGACCCACGAAGUCACGUGGCGCCCGGGACAACAUGGCUGCGCCCGCGCUGGGGUCGGCCGGUGGGCGCCGCGCCGCGCUCGCGCUGGUGGUCCUGCUGCCGAUGCUCGCGCUGCCGGGCGGGGCGGCGGCGGGCGCGGAGGUCGGGACGGGCUCGUGCGGCUGCGGCGCCCCCCAGCGGCCCGGGGUCCCCGGCAGCGCGGCGGCCGCGCACCGCUACUCCCGGGAGGCGAACGCGCCGGGCCCGGGUGCUGCCCCGCGGCCUCCCGCGCCUGCCAAGAUGGUCUCCAUCCCCGCCGGCGUGUUCACGAUGGGCACGGAUGACCCUCAGAUCAAGCAGGACGGGGAGGCGCCCGCCCGGAGAGUCACCGUGGAUGCCUUCUACAUGGACGCCUAUGAAGUCAGCAACGCCGACUUCGAGAGGUUCGUGAACGCCACCGGCUACCUGACCGAGGCUGAGAAGUUCGGCGACUCCUUCGUCUUCGAAGGCCUGCUGAGCGAGCAGGUGAAGGCCGGCAUCCAGCAGGCGGUGGCGGCUGCUCCCUGGUGGUUACCUGUGAAAGGCGCCAGCUGGCGACACCCAGAGGGGCCCGACUCGACUGUCCUGCACAGACUUCCUUCCCUUCGACCCUCUGCACCCUUAGAAAAUAUAACGACUUGGACUCCAGAGUGGGGCUGGGGCAGCCAGCUGCUGCUCUUCAGCAGACACAGGGAGAGCAGGCCGGACCACCCGGUCCUGCACGUCUCCUGGAACGACGCGGUCGCCUACUGCACGUGGGCCGGGAAGCGCCUGCCCACGGAGGCCGAGUGGGAGUACAGCUGCCGCGGGGGCCUGCACGACAGACUCUUCCCCUGGGGCAACAAACUGCAGCCGCGGGGCCAGCACUACGCCAACCUCUGGCAGGGCGAGUUCCCUGUGACCAACACCGGCGAGGACGGCUUCCGCGGCACUGCGCCCGUCGAUGCCUUUCCUCCCAACGGCUACGGCUUGUACAACAUCGUGGGGAACGCGUGGGAGUGGACGGCGGACUGGUGGGCCGUGCGCCAUUCUGCCGAGGAGGCGCUCAACCCAAAGGGCCCCCCCUCCGGGAAGGACCGGGUGAAGAAAGGCGGCUCCUACAUGUGCCAUAAGUCCUACAGCUACAGGUCCCUGUGCUCCCCUCUCUCCUCCCUGCAGUCCUAUUGCUACAGGUACCGCUGUGCGGCCCGAAGCCAGAACACCCCCGACAGCUCCGCCUCCAACCUGGGAUUCCGCUGCGCCGCCGACCGCCUGCCCAUCACCAGCUGAGCCCAAGCAGAGCCGCCCCAGCCCAGGAGAAGGCGUGUCCCACCCACGCUCAGCCUCCCUGGGCAGGACGGGCCACCCGUGUACAGACACCCGGGGCGGGGCGGACCCGCCAUCUGCCAAAGGAACCACUUGUGAGACCAAAUCACUGACCUGCACCAGCACGUGACCGUCGUGCUGCGAUCGGGACCAUUGCCAUGUUUCCCUUUGGGGGACUUUUAAAGAGGAGGGGGUGGAGGGAGCCCGGAGCGAGGCUUCGGGGGGCUGUGCUCUCCCAGGCGCUGUCUGGGGUUAGACCCCAGGUCCACGGUGACCGUCGGCCAGGGAGGGGGAGCUGGGGCCUCUGCGGCUCCCGGUUCUACAUGUCAGAGUGUGUAGUGAUUGCACAGGGGCGUCUAUGGCAGGGCAUUUCUCAGCUGUUCCCCACGGGUGACCUUGCGUAAUUCUAAUCAUGUACAGUCAGUCUCUUCGGGUUCUUCUGGGGAAGGUGGGCGUGGCCCCGAGUCUUACAGUCACUUGCACUUUGUUUUUUAAGGACAAGGGUGUCGUUCACGCUGUUACGAUGACUCCCAUGCGCUGUGACCGUGGGCUUAAGGUCAGCUUUCUGAACACACGGGAAGUCCGUGGGUGACUCUCCUGAGCUUUAUCUUUAACGUUAAGUGCCUUUGGUUCAGGGGGGCAGUCACAGCCCCAGCCCCCCUCCCCAAAGCCUUCUGUGGGUGUGGGUGUGGGUGUGUGCCAAACGAAGAAGCCUGCUGAACUCAGGCGCAGGAGCGGCGGCGCGAGAGUGGGGGCUGCGUUCCGGGCCCCGAGUGUGUAAGGGAAGCAGGCCCUCUGGCUGUGGGGUCGAUGCCUGAACUCGCGCCACGUGGAAUAAACUGUCUGCCGAGUCCGCCUUCAUG
This is a messenger RNA of Myotis myotis, 2189 nucleotides long. RefSeq names its product sulfatase modifying factor 1 (gene SUMF1). Gene Ontology annotation, cellular component: endoplasmic reticulum. The coding region runs from base 37 to 1290 and encodes 417 amino acids. Lineage: Eukaryota; Metazoa; Chordata; Mammalia; Chiroptera; Vespertilionidae. The record is from RefSeq and is a predicted model, not a curated record. The transcript has 10 exons.